Messenger RNA from Hydra vulgaris (swiftwater hydra), 1655 nucleotides. RefSeq lists its product as uncharacterized. The record is from RefSeq and is a predicted model, not a curated record. Lineage: Eukaryota; Metazoa; Cnidaria; Hydrozoa; Anthoathecata; Hydridae.
CAGUGAUUGAUGAGAAAUUACCAUCUGGAUUUUUUAAAUGUAGAAUAUUUAAACUUGAUUUACAAAGUGAUUUAUAUACACAACUGAUUCUGUCUAAAAUUUUCUUGAUACCAAAGAUUAAUGAAAUAAAAGUCUGUGCCGAUUGAAAGUCCAUGCCAAAAGUUUUCAACCAUCAUGAUUUGGGCAAGAGCUGUAUGGAUCAAAAUUAUGAGGAAAUAGAAGAUGUUGUGCCAAGAAGGUGGAUAAAUACAGAAAAAAAAAUAUUAUUUUGGCCUUCUGGUAUAUUUUAUCGUAGAGCUGUCAAUGAUGAAAUGGAUGCAGAUGAAACAUGGGACAAAUAUAAACUUAUCAAAAUCAAAUUUGAGAGUGAUAAUAUAAAUGAGCUAAAAGAAUAUGUUUACACAACAGCAGCAGAGGAGGAGGAUGAAAUAGAUCAUUGUUUUACGAGUUCCAAAGGCGCAUUUAAAGUGAAAAGUAAUGUUUAUGAGUUACCAGAUUUUUUGUUGCAUCCACCAGUUUUGCAAUCCAUACCAACAAAAUCAUUAAAGAGAUCAUUUGAUUUUAAUUUGUCACCUGGAUCUAAUAUUUUAAAACAAUCAAGUAUUUGUUCUGCUUUGCCUCACUCUUUACCUUUACAUACAGAGGAACAAUCAACUUCGUAUUCUGAGUCACUGUCUUUGCCUAACUUCUUUCAACCUUCAGAAUCAACUGAAAAGGAACAAUCAAAUUUUUUUACAGUUUCACCUCAUACUCAAGAGUUCAAAAAAAAGAAAACAAAAGAAGAAGUACAAAAAAAAACUACGAUUGAAGCCCUUGGACCAGAAAAGUUAGUUAAAAAUCAGUUUCCUAUGGAAGUUGGAAAAUACCAGCAUAUGAUGUUCAAGAUGGUAUCAAAAAUUCUUGAAAACCAGGAGCUUAUUAUUGCGGUUAAACAACUGAGUUUUUUAGGCGCAGAAGAUUAUAAACAGCUGACAAGAUUGGUUAUUAAUAGAUUAUUUACAAACACUCUAUUGGCACAGUUUAAUUUAAAAGGUUCUGGUGGAAAAAUUGGUUUGUUAUCAACGAAGAUAUAUGAUGUAAUAGAAGAACCCCAACCAAUGAUGAAAGAAAUUACUUACAAAGGACUCUGCUAAGUCUUGAAACAAUGCUGAUGGAAAAAAUCGAUAACAACUUUUUUUUUUUAAGGUGACCUCAAAACUAAUACAAAAUGUCGUGAAAACGAAUAAUGUUCACUCUAAAAUGCCUUAAAGACUUGGAACAAACAUAAUCAGCUGCUUUUAACAUAAAAAACGCUUUUUGAAAAAAAUCAACUCAAUGCUACCUUUAGUCUACCUGCCUGAAUAAAAAAUAUGUUUGCGCUCACUAGUUACUUUCGUUGCUCUAAGUUAGAUCCGCUUUAGUCUUUUAAUUUCGUAUUUGAGAUGAGAUGACUGCGCAUGGAAAGCGAAUUUUAAGUGUCGUCUAACGUAAGUAGUUUAAUGUAAUUUUUAAAGAAGCAUGUAUCUGAGGUCUUUGAGGUCCUGUCAUAUAAAGAGACGAGGCUGGAACAGCAAGUUCAAUGAAUUUACAAAUAUCACAAGAUAUCAUAAGUUGACAGUUUUUAACACUGUAAUAUAUAUUUUUAUAUGUAUAUAUUAUUUAACAAUAUAAUCUAU